AUGACCCAACAAGCACAGCAUGCUUUGCACACGCACAUGACUGGGAAGCAUCCAUUUAACCGUGCAUUGGCCGAGGUGUUGGGCGACUUCCCACCUGAUUUGGAGUUAGAGGUCGAACUGACGCACCGGCUGUUGGUAUUGACCUUUGGUCAUUUCGGACCCCAUCCGAAGGAACUGAAGAAGGCUUUGGAAUUCUUGGAGCCUUUGUUGUCCAAAAGGUCUUUGGUGUCGCAAGAAGUGGCCCGCUCUCUUGCGGAGGGCCUCAUGCGGCGGCGGAAGGCGACAAAGUUUUCCAUGUGCCACGAUGCGGGCCGGUAUAUGACGAAGGAGAACUCGCUCAUGGCGCCCCCCGGAAAGGUUGCUGCAAUGCGGGCUGAAGCUGUGAAAGCCGGCGCGUUCAUCAUUCAUCGAGCUGUUGGGGAAGAUGGCAGAAUGGGAAGCGGAAACGAGGAUCUGCUGGAGGUGCGAUGGCCUGGAAUUCUCGGUUCUCGAUGUCUGCUUUUCCAAGAUCGUUUCCGAGACAUCAAGCGAGAAGAGAUGAAGGAUCUGGACAGCUGGGCAAGUUCACUCAGCCUCUUGAGCCUUUCGGGACAAGCGGCAUCCCCUUUUGAGCCAAUGCACUUGGCCGCUGAAGACCCAGGCAUCUUUUGGUCCUGUGUGAGGCAUGAGAUCAUGAUGGCUUGGCCGCAAGCUUUCCAAAGCGGUCGGGAAGAAGCCUGGAAGCUCCGAAGCGAGGUGGCUAACAUGGCGGGGUCGAUGAACUUGGAGUUCCCUGGCAAAGAGCGGGAGCAAGUGGCCAUGGCCGCACUGACUCAGGUCAUGAAGCAGCUCCAGCGUCUUCCCGGUGGUGACAAGAAGGGCCUAGAGGUGAACAUCCUGGCAAAUGAAAGUGAGAAGGGCUCGAUUGCCGCCAUGGAGGAGAUGGAAAGUUUCCUGAAGAUGCCAAAGACUCAGCAAGGCAAGAUUGCAGCGCAGGCGGAGGCAAUCCAUGCCAAGGAGUUGAAGCGAAAGGAGAAGCGGAGGGAGCAAGGAAAGCCAGAUACCAAUGUCCAGCUCACCGGGCAGGAGCGCUGCUGCUGGAGCUGCGGCAAUGUCCUGUCGGACCAAGGCUUCUGCGAAUGCAAGCUUUGCAAGGCCCACCUCUGCUCUGUGCCAGCAUGCUGGAGUGUUCAUUCCGGCUUUUGCUAUGGGAGGGAUGACGAGCCAGAAAGUGAGCGCGACACCCUCCGCUGCAGUGUCAUUGAGUGUGUGGUGCUACCGCAAGACCAGCGCGUCAAGCCCUAUGUGCGCCCACUUCCAAUGGCCAAGUUGGCUGCAGAUCAAGCCUUGCAGCAGAUUCUCAGGUGUGAAGCCCUGCUGCCUCUGGUGCCCCUUCGUGGAUUCCAGAACGGUUGGAGCGAUGAGCUGGACGAUGGCUCACGGAUUCCGCAGAAAGGUUUGUACCUGGUGCAGGCUGACUGGACCAAAGAAGCUGAAGGCUCGGAGGUGACUAUUUACGGUCUCACAAGCACAUCUGGCGCAGGGCUGAAUGGCCAGAAAGCCAAGUUGGGCGCAUACCAUGCAGAUCGAGAGCGCUGGGAAGUGAUGCUGCCCAGCGACGAGAAGCCAAAACUACUGAAGGGCGUGAACUUGCGGACGGCCCGUGGAUCUUUGGCACCUCAGAACCUACGAGCGUCCACCAUCCUCAGCAGCCUUUUCAACAACACGCUGUUCAGUAGCCAUCCCGUGAAGAUCCCAGGGCCGGUUGACAACCGGGUUGUGCUUGGGGACGAGGAGUUGGCUGCCCCUGCACGUGGAGAUGUGUGGGCUCUGAGGGUUGACGGUGCCUUCCAGACUGCGGCGGCUCUCAAGUCUUUCAGCUUCGCUGAGUUUGAAGGCCUGUGGGGGAUCUUCCAGUGCAUGCAAGUACCUGCUGAUUCGGGUACACCCUUCUUCAUGGGCACAGUGAUGCGCAAGGCACCCGAUGCCGAGCAGAUGCUGGGGCAAGUCAUGGCGUCGGCUCUGUGUGGCGAUGAGGGGGACGACUCUGAUGAGGAGGCAGGUCGGAUGUUUCUGGAGACCGGGGACUGGACGCUGGCAGAGGCGGAGGAGGAGCCGGAGCCACUCUUGGGCGCCAAGGUCUCUGUCCAUGGCCUGGAGAGCGCCAGGCAGUACAACGGCGCAGAGGGAAGGAUCAUUGCAGUGGAGGAGAGUGGCAGGUGUCAGAUUCGCUUAGAGGCACCCUUUGACAAGACCAUCCGAGCGUGGCCCAAAAAUUGUUUCAUACUUCGCCACGGCAAAGAAGAGGAUGAACCAGCUGUUGGGCCAGAGGAGUCGACGUCGAGCCCCCCUGCCUCGCAAGCACUGACCGUGCCUACAUCUCCGAGCGAGCGAGUACCCGGCUCACAGCUCUUCAUAGCACCCUGUGACCUCUCGUUCUGUCAAGAUUCGAUCAGCAACAAGUUCCGCAACAAAACGACCAUCCGCGAGACACUGGACCAGUUGCUGUCACGAGAGAUCCGGAAGAGGGAUGUCGAGAUGAUGCGGGUCACGAUCCAUGAGGGUCAUCUGUACUGUCUCAGCAAUCGCCGCUUGGCACUGUACAGGCUUCUGCAGAUGGCCAAGCGGUGCAAGCGUGUGAAGGUGGAGGUUGUGAAGCAGGACUCUGAUUUCCAUCGCAAGCUCACCACCUGCUGCAAGGGUGAGAGGAUAUUUAUUCGUGAGACAUCUGAAGUUGUGGGCCGAACUGUGGCAGACACAACUUUCCGGCAUGCAGCGAUUUUUCAGCCUUCUGGGGCCUAA
Molecule: messenger RNA, 2781 nt
Organism: Symbiodinium natans
Lineage: Eukaryota; Dinophyceae; Suessiales; Symbiodiniaceae
Source: the annotation of a GenBank genome assembly